This is a messenger RNA of Cyphellophora europaea CBS 101466, 1212 nucleotides long. RefSeq lists its product as uncharacterized. The record is from RefSeq and is a predicted model, not a curated record. The coding region runs from base 1 to 1212 and encodes 403 amino acids. Lineage: Eukaryota; Fungi; Ascomycota; Eurotiomycetes; Chaetothyriales; Cyphellophoraceae. Gene Ontology annotation, cellular component: U2-type spliceosomal complex. The transcript has a single exon. Gene Ontology annotation, biological process: mRNA splicing, via spliceosome.
AUGGGUGGCGAUCUCAAUCUCAAGAAGUCAUGGCACCCAGUGCUCAUGAGCAAUCAGAAGAGGGUGUGGGAAGAAGAGCAGAAAGCACUUGAAGAGCGAAAGAAGAUUGAUCAAAUCAGGCGUGAGCGGGAAGAGGAGCGACAGAUACAGGAGCUGCAAGACUUGCAAGAGGCCGCAGGCGGCAAGAAGCGACAAUCUAGGGUCGAAUGGAUGUACAGUGGCCCCUCCAGCGGCCAGGUCGGAACGACCGAGGAAAUGGAAGGCUAUCUUCUAGGAAAGAGGCGAAUCGAUGGUCUUCUGAAGGGAAAUGAGAACCAGAAGCUGGAGAAAGCUGCGCCUGAAGAAUCAUUCAUGGCCAUGCAGAGCGCCAACACAGCUCGGGACACCGCUUCGAAAAUACGAGAAGACCCGAUGCUUGCGAUCAAAAGGCAGGAACAAGCGGCCUACGAGGCCAUGAUGAACGAUCCUCUGAAGCGCAAGCUACUACUCAAAGCCGCGGGUCAAGAUGAGCCGCGCUCGUCAGACCGAGAUCAUAAGCGGCGGAAACAUCAUCACAGACACCGAGUUGAUCACGAUAGGCAUAGGCACCAUCGAUCGCGUGCUUACGAGGAUGAAGACGAGAGUCGAGAUCGGCAUAAGCGGCGCAGAUCCCGAGAACGCGGCGAUAGGGAGGAUAGGAGCGAGCGUCCGCGGCAGCGACAAAGAUCACCUUCAUAUUCCCGCUCGCGCUCAAGAUCUCCCCGCCGGUCCAAACGAUCAGCUUCCCCAUACCGUCGUAGGCGGUCCUAUUCACCCGAGGAGCGAAGACGAACCAGGUCAGGCUCUAGAUCACCUUAUCGCGAAAAGAGACAGGAGCAAAAUGGCGGAGUCAGAAAAACGCAAAGCUGGUAUGCGCCACGGCCGUCUCAGUCUCGAUCCUCAAAAGAUAAGAGUGAUGGAGGGCCGCAGACAGACGACAGAGCUGCGAAACUAGCGGCAAUGCAACAUGAUGCGGCCGAGCUCGACAAUCAGCGAGAAAGGAGACUGGCCGAAAUCGAGUCUCGAGACAAGGCUGCUGCUGAACAAGAUGAUAGUGCUCGGGCGCGGAAUGCAAAGUAUGGUGGUCGCGCGGAUUUUGUCAACAACAUUCACAAGAGCAACUUCAAUAGCAUGAGCCUAGCUGAUCGAAUGGGGCGGACUGGCGUUUCCAGUAGGACGAGCGAGGAAGAAUGA